Girardinichthys multiradiatus is the source of this 2784-nucleotide messenger RNA. Its product is annotated as GAS2-like protein 1. The coding region runs from base 41 to 421 and encodes 126 amino acids. The record is from RefSeq and is a predicted model, not a curated record. NCBI's taxonomy places the organism in Eukaryota, Metazoa, Chordata, Actinopteri, Cyprinodontiformes, Goodeidae. The transcript has 4 exons. Gene Ontology annotation, molecular function: microtubule binding.
UGUCUGUUUGGCCCAGUUUGGAGAUUCCCAACAGCUGCGGAUGGUUCGAAUUCUGCGGAGCACACUGAUGGUUCGGGUUGGAGGAGGUUGGACAGCUCUCGAUGAGUUCCUGGUUAAGAAUGACCCUUGUAGAGUCAAGGGUCGAACCAACCUGAAGAUCAAAGAGAAGUACUUGUCACCAACAGGAAGCACCACUAAGGGUUUGACUGUGAGCAGGUCAAACUCCAGCCUCAGCCUCUACAGUAGUGCCUCUGCCCCCACAAGCCCAAUGACACGCAAGGCAUUACUCCGCCGGAGUUUCUCAGGUGACCGGUGCAUCCGUCCUAGGAGCUCUAUAGCUGCUCUAGGGGCUGAGCUACAGUUUAUCACUGCAAGGGAAGACAACUCACCCUCAGAUGAAGCAGAGAGGUUGCCCACAUGACAACCUCUGUUUCUGCUGCAGCACUCCGCCAAAACAGACCCUUGGAGCAGCGAAACACUCCAACCAAGAGAUGACAUGAGAAGACAUGCUGUCUUACAGACUGACCAGCUGAUAAAAGGAUGAUUUCAAAAAGUGAUGAUGAAUAGUUUGUGACUAAGAAAUUUGCAUGAAGACAAUGCAGAUAAUGAGGAGUCUAUUCAGGGGCCACGCUAAAGCCUUGGCAUUUUAUAUAUUAACCCAAUUAUGUAGAAAGUUCUGCAUGGACAUUAACUGCAUGGUAGCCAGAGCCUUAGUCUAUUCAGUGCUGCUUUUGCUCAGCUUCAGUCUUUCGUGCUUGUGGAAAAAAGCAGACAGUAGCGGAUUGUGAUUUGCCAAACUGACAAAAUUAGUAAAAAAAAAAACAGCAUUGGAAGGUUUUUUGCUGUCUGAUUCUCCUGAGUGUACAAAUAAUUAUAUUUAAAAAGAAACUCAAACAUACCAAAACCAUAACUACAGUGCUGUAAAAAUUAAUUGGCCCUUACAGACUUAUUUUUGAUAUUUUUUUCACACAAUAUUUCAGAACAUAAAACUCAUCACAGAUCAUACAAUUUAUCAGAUUUAUUGUAUCAGAUAUAUGGUAAAUAAUCUGAGUAAAUACAAAACACAGUUUACAAUUUGUGAUUUAUUUUAUUGAGAGAAAAAGCUAUCCAACUCAACUUGUUCCAGUUUGAGAAAGCAUUUAUACUGUACACUAAACCUGGUUGUGCCACCCUUGAAAGCAACAACUAUUAUCAAAAGUAUGCUGGAACCGACAAUGAGUCUUUUACAUUGAUUUGGAGGAAUUUUGGCCCAUACCUUUGGAUAAUAGUUCCCACUGUGGUUUUCCGAAGUCCCAAAGCCUUAGAAAUGACUCCUUUCAGACUGACAGUUAUCAAUAACUUUCUUCCUCAUUUGUUCUCAAAUUCCUUGUCAAUGCGGCAUGAAGGGUUCUAUUUUAAGCCUCCUUUCAUGCUGUCAGACAGGUUUUAUUUAAGUGAGUUACUGAUUCCACAGGUCUGAUAGUAAUCAGCUGUGAGUGUGGCUAGUGAAAUUAAAUCUAAUCAGUUCAUUUAUGAUUCUUUUAACUUUUUACAGUGUUUUGUAUUUACUAAGGUUGCCUUUGUCUGAUAUUAGAAUUUCUUUGAUGAUCUGAAACAUUAAAGAGUGAGAAAUAAGAACCCCCCCCCCCCCAAAAAAAAAAUCUGUAUGGGUUAAAUACUUGUUCACAGCACUUAAUGUGAUGGCCACAUCAGGCUGUCCUCAAGUUUUUGUAAUAAUUUUCAUGCUAUAAAGGCAAUGUUGUUGGCAGGACCACGUUGUGAUUUAGUCUUCUGCCUUUUUAAAUGUUUUCCAGUGGUUAUACAUUUGUGUAUUAUACACUGGAGAUUUUGUGAUGAGCAGUGCACUGAAAUAUAGCAGGCCAUUGUUGAUUUGUAGAGAUUAUUUGCUCAGGAAUGGUUCUGCCUGUGGACAAAAUGGUUUCUUUAUAACAUUACUGUGAGCAUAUAAAUCUGUUGGUUUCUUUAUAACACAAAAAGUUCUAGAAAAUGUUUCUGGUUUAGCACAUUGUUCUUAUGAAUAUGCACUUUUCUGUGUCUGCUGUAUGUAUGUUGUUUUCCUCAGAAUCGAAUUUGGCAUUUGUCAUUAAAAUGAAGAAGACAUUUUACAGUUAUGUUUGAUGGGAGGUGGGUGACCGGGUUUGUAAACCAUUUUACUUGUCUUACCUAAAGUCCAUUUAGAAAUAUUCCCACAACUUCACUGCUGUAAAAUGUGUCCAGGAAACAUGUAACAAGCUCCCUCCAAGAUCACUAAUGAUCCUGGAAGAAGACAAGCGUUCAGUGUUUGGGUAGAAAUGGUGAAUUAGAAUUUUCUACACAGUGUCCAGUGAUGUGCCUGUUUGUAAUUUUCAUUAUAGAUCAAUUAUUACUGCAUCAUGUUAUCAACCAUGGAAGUCCUGUAUUUGUAUGGGUUGCUUUGUACUUAAUCUACCUGAGGUUUUGUGACAGUUGCUCAAUUUACUUAGUCUAUGCAGUUGUCAAACAAAUCUUUUUAAGGUUAAAACGUUUUUACAUGAUGAUCAUGUUUAGAGUUCAGAAUACAUUUAUACAAAUACAAAAAGCCAGUUUUCUGUCCUACUGCUAUGCACGCUAAUUUUUCUGUACUGUAACUGUUUCCAUAUCCAGCACCCAGUCCGAUUACAAACUGAGGGACUACAUAGAUGAUACUCACUAAUCAUUUUACACCCACUUGUACAGACACAAGUUUUUUGUAAUAAAAUCAAAAGUUUUUGUGACAGCGUUUGAUAUGACUGAGUUUUUUUGUAAUAAAAUCAAAAGUUUUUGUGA